This is a messenger RNA of Oncorhynchus nerka (sockeye salmon), 25908 nucleotides long. Its product is annotated as plectin-like. The record is from RefSeq and is a predicted model, not a curated record. Bases 101 to 22936 code for a protein of 7611 amino acids. Gene Ontology annotation, molecular function: microtubule binding; calcium ion binding; structural constituent of muscle. Gene Ontology annotation, biological process: hemidesmosome assembly; intermediate filament cytoskeleton organization; wound healing. The transcript is spliced from 75 exons. Lineage: Eukaryota; Metazoa; Chordata; Actinopteri; Salmoniformes; Salmonidae. Gene Ontology annotation, cellular component: cytoplasm; sarcolemma; focal adhesion.
AUACAUUCUCCCUUGGCGGAGUGGCUCCAGCUUUGCUGUUAGUCAUACUUUGAAGAGACAAACACACACACACACACAUACGCACACACACAGAGCAAAAAUGGUGGCCGGAAUGGUGAUGCCCUUGGUGGACUUGAGGGCCAUCUACGAGCUCCUGUUUCGCGAUGGUGUCAUGGUGGCCAAGAAAGACAAGCGGCCCCAGACCAAGCACCCAGAGAUCCCCAGCGUGGGAAACCUGCAGGUGAUCCGCGCCAUGGCCUCCCUCAAGUCCAGGGGCUACUUGAGGGAGACUUUCGCCUGGAGGCACUUCUAUUGGUACCUGACCAACGAGGGCAUUGUUUACCUGCGCGACUACCUCCGUCUGCCUGCUGAGAUCAUUCCCUCUUCCCUGCAAAGGGUUCGCCAUCCAACAGCAACCCUGGCCAUUGCCCAAAGGGCAGCGCGUGGGGUCCAGUCAGUGGACGGCCCCACAUCUUAUGUCCCCAAACCUGGCAGGGAAGAGAGUCAGGAGGCGAUGGCUGAGCGCCAGGUCUACCGACACAUGAAGCUGGACGCAGCCGAGGAGGAAGGCCCCUCUGACAGGACGCCAAGGUUCAGAGGUCGCCCGAUGGCCACCGAGCCGGUCAGACCAAGAGCAUCAUGGGAAUCUGAGUCCCAGGCACAGCCUCCCCUUUGGAAGGGGCGGGGCUUCCGCACUGAGGCUUCAAUGAUGGAGGAAAGCCAGGUGAAGAGGGCCUCCACGGUUACCUUCUCUCAGACCACUGAGGCUAGUAGCAGUAAAGCAGGGGUGUCCUCCCAGGAGAAGAUCAUCACUAAGGUUCGUGCAGAAAGGUCCCAGGUGGUUCCGGUUCAGAAAAAUUCUACUUCAACACAUGAAUCACAGGUCAGCAUCAUGUCACUCUCCUCCAAAACAGCCUUCCCAUUAGCUGUUACUGCAGUAGCUAGUGCUGCAGGAGCUGGGGCUGCAUUAGUGAAGGUCUCAGCUGAAUCCUCUUUCAAUAAAGCAGGUAUAGAGAAGCCCAAGAAAGCUGCAGGAGUUGAAGAGGCCCCCAACGUCUCUGAGGAACCUGUACCCAGUAAGCCAGCCAUCCCAUCACCCCUGCCCCCUACUAAAGAGAUUAAGGAGGAGAAAAAAACAGAAGUGAAGGUGACUCCAGAACCCAAGAAAGCAUCAGAAAUGACUGUCCCCCAAGAGACCCCCAAACUCUCAGCCGAACCCACCAAAUCAUUUAAAGUUGAUAACACUGAUCCCUUAUCAGUGGUCAGUGGCAAAGACAGUGUUGUCACUGAAAAGGUUAUUGAAACUAAAAAAGGGAUGAUUGAAGAUUGCUCCAAAUCAAAGAAGAAGAAAAAAUCUCCCAGAGAAAUAACGAAGGCUGCGAUGGCUGAAUCACCUGUCACAAAGGUGUCCAAAGAAAAAGGACUGAAGACCCCCGAGGAAGAGACACAGGAGCCCCCCAAACCCCCACCAGCUUUUGCAUCAUCAAUAAAGCCCAAGGGACCAGAAUCCACUAAAGAAACGAAGGCUGAGGUUCGAAGAGAAACUAAGGCUGAGGUUCAAAAAUCAAGUGAGGCUGAUCAUCAGAUCCCCAAACCAGCAGUGGAACAGAGCAACACUAAGUCUAUAGUAUCACAAGCUGCAUCCCAUCCCGUUGCAGCCCCUCAAGUGCAGGAGAAGGCUGAGACGACCAAUAAAGUGGCCUCAGGCUCAUCUGGAAAAUUCACCCACGGGUCAGAGAUGAGUGUCACUAAAGUGGAAAUGGUAAAAGUGCAGAAGACCAUAAAGAUGGAGAUGGAACAGGAAGCCCUCAAUCCUGUGGAGAUGACCUUCACACUGCCACCCCAACCACCACAACCUGCCAUAGUGCCGGAGACUAAAUCCCCUAUAGAAAUAGCUGUGGUUGAUUCGUCAAAGGCAAAAAAAGCUAAAAAGAAAAAGCAGGUUUCUUCCCCAGACCGUGAGACCACAAAAUCAUUAUCUCCACCUGCAGCUAAAACAUCAUCACCAACAGAGAAGGUGUUGAUGACCAGGGCCGCCGUUAAGGUUGACUUCCCAAAUACCCCAGGGGCAAAAGUAAUGGACUGCUCUCCAAAGAUGCCUCAGGAAGGAAUGUGGUCUGAGGAAACCAGCAUGGCAGCAGCUGUGCAGGCUGGGGCCCCUGCUUUAGACAAAAGAGAGGCGGAGCCUGCCCAGCUCUCUGCUGAAAAAAAACGGGAGGACUCGAAACCAAAAACCUCCUCUGCAAGGGAAGCACCCGGAGAGACAGCGUCAGCCGGAGCCGAGGCACGGGCCAGCCUACACACUGAGCAGGGGGAGCUUCCCAGAGUUGUUGCAAAACACGCUCUAACAGCAGCACAGAGCACAGAGGAGGAGAAGAAAAGUCUAUCUGUUCCUCCCAAGGCCUCGGAGCAGGAGAAGGACAAGGAACCACCACAGACCCCUGCUACCACUGCAGCCACCACCCCUCUGCCAGCACAGCCUCACCUGGAGGACACCUGUGACCAGCCUGUAGACGAGGCCAACAUGAGGAAAAAGAUAGUAGUGGUGGAGGAGGUGAUUGAGGUGCAGCACAUCACUAGCCCGCAGGCGGUGGCUGGAGGAGAGGCUCCUCCUGCUGUUGUACCUGAGAUAACAGGGAAAGAACUGGACUUUGAUGUCCUGCACGCACUGGCCGUUGAACGGGCUCUCCUGGCCGGAGGAGCGGUGGUCGAGUCCGCCCAGAGCACCAUCUCCGACGAUGACUGGGACCACUCUCUGGACGUACCCGAGGAGAAGACCUUCCCCAACUUCAUAGAAGACGAGCGGGAUCGAGUACAGAAAAAGACCUUCACAAAAUGGGUGAACAAACACUUGAUAAAGUCACAGCGUCAGGUCACAGACCUGUAUGAAGACCUGAGAGAUGGACACAACCUGAUCUCCCUCCUGGAGGUCCUCUCUGGGGAGACGCUGCCCAGAGAGAAAGGCCGCAUGAGAUUCCACAAGCUGCAGAAUGUACAGAUGGCACUGGACUUCCUCAAACACCGACAGGUCAAGCUGGUGAACAUCAGAAACGAUGACAUUGCGGAUGGUAACCCCAAGCUGACCCUUGGGCUGAUAUGGACCAUCAUCCUUCACUUCCAGAUCUCGGACAUCCAGGUGAAUGGCCAGUCAGACAACAUGACGGCCAAGGAGAAGCUGCUGAUGUGGUCCCAGAGCAUGGUGGAGGGCUACCAGGGCAUCCGUUGUGACAACUUCACCACCAGCUGGAGGGACGGCAAGCUCUUCAGCGCCGUCAUCCACAAACACCAGCCUAGACUCAUUGACAUGAGUAAGGUGUACCGCCAGACCAACGUGCAGAACCUGGAGUACGCCUUCAACGUGGCAGAGACAGACCUGGGGGUGACACGCCUGUUGGAUCCAGAGGAUGUUGACGUGCCGCACCCUGAUGAGAAGUCCAUCAUCACCUACGUGUCGUCCCUGUAUGAUGCCAUGCCCCGGGAUGUCCAGGAUGGAAUCCAGGCUAACGAGCUGGAGCUGCGCUGGACGGAGUACUAUGAGCUGGUCACUAUCAUUCGGCAGUGGAUAAGCCACCAUGUCGUUAUCUUCGGCGAGAGGAGGUUCCCAGGCAGCUAUGAGGAGAUAGAGAUCCUGUGGCGUCAGUUCUUGAAGUUCAAAGAGACAGAACUGCCUGCAAAGGAGGCCGACAAGCACCGUUCCAAACUCAUCUACCAGUCCUUUGAGAGUGCAGUGCAUGCUGGUCAGGUCAAGGUCCCUCCAGGCUACCAUCCCAUUGAUGUGGAGAAGGAAUGGGGCCAUCUGCACGUGUCCAUCCUAGAGAGAGAACGACUGCUCAGGACAGAGUUUGAGAGGCUGGAGAGACUACAGAGGAUUGUCAGUAAAGUCCAGAUGGAGUCAGGUGUGUGUGAGGAGCAGCUCAACCAGCUGGAGACCCUGCUGCAGACGGACAUCCGUCUCCUGAGUGCAGGGAAGCCGGCUCAGCACACUGCCGAGAUGGAGCGGGACCUAGACAAGGCAGACGGAAUGAUCCGCCUGCUCUUCAACGACGUGCAGCUGCUCAAAGAUGGACGCCACCUGCAGGCCGAGCAGAUGUACCGCAGGGUAUACCGCCUUCACGAGCGUCUUGUGAACCUGCGCACCGAUUAUAACCUGCGCCUCAAGUCGCAGAUGAUCCAGACCAUCCAGCAGCCCUCCACCAGGGCGCGUCCUGAGAUGGACGAGGUGACCCUGCGCUACGCCCAGGACCUGCUGACCUGGGUGGAGGAGAGUCAGAGGCGGAUUGACGAGGCCGAGUGGGGCUCGGACCUGCCCACCGUGGAGUCUCAGCUGGGCAGCCACCGGGGCCUGCACCAGACCGUGGAGGACUUCCGCACCAAGAUCGAACGGGCCAAGGCUGACGAGAGCCAGCUAUCCCCAGUCAGCAAGGGGACAUACAGUCAAUACCUGGGCAAACUGGACCUUCAGUAUGCCAAGCUGCUGAACUCUUCCAAGUCUCGUCUGCGUAACCUGGACUCGCUCUAUGUGUUCGUCAGCGCGGCAACCAAGGAGCUGAUGUGGCUCAACGACAAAGAGGAGGAGGAGGUCAACUACGACUGGAGCGAUCGCAACACCAACAUGACUGCCAAGAAAGACAACUACUCGGGUCUGAUGCGUGAGCUGGAGCUGAGAGAGAAAAAGGUCAACGACAUCCAGGCCACAGGAGACAAGAUGCUGAAGGAGGGCCACCCCGGCAAGAAGACAGUGGAGGCCUUCACAGCAGCCCUGCAGACUCAGUGGAGCUGGAUCCUCCAGCUGUGUUGUUGCAUCGAGGCUCACCUCAAAGAGAACACAGCGUACUACCAGUUCUUCUCGGACGUGAAAGAGGCUGAGGAGAGGAUGAAGAAGAUGCAGGAGAUGAUGAAGAAGAAGUACAGCUGUGAUCGCUCCACUACGGCCACGCGACUAGAGGACCUGCUGCAGGAUGCUAUGGAGGAGAAGGAGCAGCUGAAUGAGUUUAAGACUCACGUGGCCGGCCUGAACAAGAGAGCCAAGACCAUAAUCCAGCUGAAGCCCCGUAACCCCACCAAGUCCAUCAAGGGUAAACUGCCCAUCCAGGCCGUGUGUGACUUCAAACAAAUGGAGAUCACCGUCCAUAAGGGUGAGGAGUGUGCUCUCAUCAACAACUCCCCACAGCCCAACAAGUGGAAGGUCCUUAACCACUCAGGCAUUGAGGCGGUGGUGCCUUCAGUCUGCUUCCUGGUUCCACCUGUCAACAAGGAGGCUAUGGACAGUGUGUCCAGUCUGGACUCUGGUCACCAGUCGAUGCUGAUCCUGUGGCAGAGAAUGCAUGUGGACAUGAAGAGCAUGCUGUCCUGGCAGUACCUGACGAGAGACAUCACACAGAUACGUAACUGGAACAUCACCAUGUUUAAGACCAUGAAGGUGGAGGAGUACCGGCUGAUUAUGAGGAACCUGGAGCUUCACUAUCAGGACUUCAUGCGUGACAGUCAGGAUUCCCAGCUGUUUGGUCCACACGACCGUAUGCAGAUCGAGGGCGACUACUCUAAGACCACACAGUACUACGACAACCUUCUGCGCUCUGUGGAGAAAGGUGAGCAGGACGAGUCGACGUGUGUGACCUACAUCACCCAGAUCAAGGACCUGCGUCUACGGAUAGAGGACUGCGAGGCUCGUACCGUGGCCCGCAUCCGCAAGCCCGUGGACAAAGACCCCCUCAAAGACUGUGCCCAGAAGACCACCGACCAGAAGAAAGUCCAAGUAGAGCUUGAGGGUAUCAAGAGGAACCUGGACCAGGUGGCCGUGAAGACCGAGGAGGUCCUGAGUACCACUCCUAAGCAGUCCAGCACUGCGCCUGUCCUGCGCUCUGAACUGGAGUUCACCCUGAAGAAGAUGGACCACGCCUACAUCCUCUCCUCUGUCUAUCUAGAGAAGCUGAAAACGGUGGACGUGGUCAUCCGCAACACGCAGGGGGCCGAGGGAGUGCUGAAGAAGUACGAGCAGCGGCUGCGCGAGGUCCAAACUGUUCCCGAUGACGUCAAGGAGGUGGAGAAGUACCGCACCCAGCUCAAGAAAAUGCGUGCUGAAGCGGAGGGUGAAAAGCCUGCUUUCGAUUCCCUGGAGGGCAAGCUCGGAAAGGCGGCAGCCGUGAGCGAGAAGAUGUCUCGUGUGCACAGUGAGCGUGACGCUGAGCUGGACCACUACCGCCAUCUCCUGUCCGGUCUCCAGGACCGCUGGCAGGCUGUGUUCUCCCAGAUGGACCUGCGUCAGCGGGAGCUGGAGCAGCUGGGCCGCCAGCUGGGUUACUACAGAGAGAGCUACGACUGGCUCAUCCAGUGGAUCGGUGAGGCCAAGCAGAGGCAGGAGAAGAUCCAGGCCGUGCCCAUCAGCGACAGCAAGACUCUGAAGGAGCAACUGGCCCAGGAGAAGACACUUCUGGAAGAGAUCGAGCAAAACAAAGAGAAAGUUGACGAGUGUCAGAAAUAUGCCAAGGCGUAUAUCGACACUAUCAAGGAUUAUGAACUCCAGUUGGUGGCCUACAAAGCACAGGUGGACCCUCUCUCACCCCUGAAGAAAACCAAAAUGGAUUCUGCCUCAGAUAACAUCAUUCAAGAGUAUGUGACACUAAGAACCCACUACAGCGAGCUGAUGACUCUGACCAGUCAGUACAUCAAGUUUAUCACCGACACACAGCGCCGGCUGGAGGACGAGGAGAAAGCUGCUGAGAAAAUGAAAGCGGAAGACAGGAAAAAAAUGGCAGAGAUGCAGGCUGAGUUAAACAAACAGAAGCAGCUAGCUGAAUCUCAUGCAAAGGCCAUUGCCAAGGCCGAGCAGGAAGCUCAAGAGCUGAAGCUCAUGAUGCAGGAGGAAGUCAGCAGGAGACAAGUUGUUUCAGUAGAUGCAGAAAAGCAAAAGCACAAUAUCCAGCUGGAACUACAUGAGCUCAAAAAUCUCUCAGAGCAGCAGAUCAAGUCCAAGAGUCAACAGGUAGAAGAAGCCAAUCAGAGCAGAGUCAAGAUUGAGGAGGAAAUCCGCAUCAUCAGGAUCCAGCUGGAGACCACUGUCAAUCAGAAGUCUACAGCUGAGGAUGAGCUCAAGCAACUCCGGGAAAAAGCUUCUGAAGCCGAGAGGCUGAGGAAGCUUGCACAGGAGGAGGCUGAGAAGCUCCGCAAACAGGUCAACGAGGAGACCCAGAAAAAACGCAAGGCAGAGGAAGAGCUCAAGUUAAAGUCUGAGGCUGAGAAGGAGGCUGCCAAGCAGAAGCAGAAGGCUCUAGAAGACCUUGAAAAGCUGAAGAUGCAGGCGGAGGAGGCGGAGAGACGCAUGAAGCAAGCUGAAGUGGAGAAGGAGAGGCAGAUCAAAGUUGCCCAGGAGGUGGCACAGAAGAGUGCUGCAACCGAACUCCAGAGUAAACGCAUGUCCUAUGUUGAAAAGACAUCAAAGCUGGAGGAAUCACUCAAACUAGAGCAUGUCACAGUCAUCCAGCUGCAGGAGGAGGCAGCUCGUCUCAAGAAGCAACAGGAAGAGGCUGAUAUGGCCAGGGAGGAGGCGGAGAAGGAGUUAGAGAAAUGGAGGCAGAAGGCCAAUGAGGCACUCCGCUUGAGGCUCCAGGCUGAGGAAGAAGCUCACAAAAAGAGCCGUGCCCAGGAGGAUGCCGAGAAACAGAAGGAGGAUGCUGAGCGUGAGGCCAGGAAGAGGGCUAAAGCUGAGGAGUCCGCACUGAAACAGAAAGAUAUGGCAGAGCAAGAGCUGGAGAGGCAGAGGAGGCUAGCUGAGGGAACUGCUCAGCAGAAACUCUCAGCAGAACAGGAGUUAAUCCGGCUAAGGGCAGACUUCGAACAUGCUGAGCAACAGAGAUCCCUGCUUGAUGACGAGCUGUACCGCCUGAAGAAUGAAGUCAGUGCAGCUGAGCAGCAAAGGAAACAGCUUGAAGAUGAACUGGCCAAAGUGAGGAGUGAAAUGAAUGUACUCCUGCAGCUAAAGUCCAAAGCAGAAAAGGAUAGCAUGUCCAACACUGAGAAGAGCAAACAGCUCCUCGAAUCUGAAGCUGCAAAAAUGAGGGACCUUGCUGAGGAGGCAGGCAAACUUAGAUCCAUUGCUGAGGAAGCCAAGCGACAAAGGCAAGUUGCUGAGCAAGAGGCAGCUCGUCAAAGAGCAGAAGCUGAAAGGAUCCUCAAGGAGAAGCUUACUGCCAUUAAUGAGGCAACUCGUAUGAAGACUGAAGCAGAAAUUGCCCUCAAAGAAAAAGAGGCUGAGAAUGAGCGACUCAGACGACACGCUGAGGAUGAAGCUUACCAGAGGAAAGCUCUGGAGGACCAGGCCAGCCAGCACAAGCAAGAUAUUGAAGAAAAGAUCAAUCAACUCAAGAAGUCAUCUGAGAAUGAGUUGGGAAGACAAAAGACACUUGUCGAUGAAACUCUCAAGCAGAGACGAGUGGUUGAGGAGGAAAUUCGCAUUCUCAAGCUAAACUUUGAGAAAGCCUCAUCUGGCAAGCUUGAUUUGGAGCUGGAGUUGAAUAAACUGAAAAACAUUGCAGAGGAAACACAGCAGAGUAAACUCCAAGCUGAAAAAGAGGCUGAGAAACACAGGAAACUUGCCCUGGAGGAGGAGAAACGCAGGCGCGAAGCAGAGGAAAAAGUAAAAAAGAUCACUGCUGCAGAGGAAGAAGCAGGCAGACAGUGCAAAAAUGCACAGGAGGAAGUGGAGCGCCUCAAAAAGAAAGCAGAUGAAGCCAAAAAGCAGAAAGAGGAUGCUGACAAGGAAGCAGAGAGACAGAUUAUCGUAUCCAAACAAGCAGCACAAAAAUGCAAUGCAGCAGAACAGCAAGUUCAGACUGUCCUUGUCCAACAGAAGGAGGACAACCUUAUGCAGAAACAGCUCAAGGGAGAGUAUGAGAAAGCAAAGAUGCUUGCAAAACAGGCAGAGCUUGCCAAGGAAAAGGCAGAGAAGGAGGCUGCUCUUCUCCGGCAACAAGCAGAGGAUGCAGAACGCCAAAAACAGGCCGCUGAACUCGAAGCUGCCAACCAAGCCAAAGCUCAAGAGGAAGCCGUAAAAUUGAGAAAGGAGGCAGAGUUCGAAGCUGCCAAGCGAGCACAGGCUGAGGCUGAUGCAAUCAAACAGAAACAACAAGCAGAUGCUGAGAUGGCAAAGCACAAAAAGCUUGCAGAGCAAACAGUGAGUCAAAAGUCUCAGGUAGAGAAAGAGCUCGCAAAGGUCAGGCUUCAGCUGGAUGAAACUGACAAGCAAAAAUCUGUCUUAGACGAGGAGCUGCAGCGCUUAAAGGACGAAGUCGGUGAUGCGGUCAAGCAGAAGGCCCAGGUGGAAGAGGAGUUAUUCAAAGUCAAGAUUCAGAUGGAGGAGCUGGUCAAACUGAAACACAGAAUUGAGCAGGAGAACCAGCGUCUUAUCAAAAAGGACAAGGAUAACACUCAGAAAUUCCUGGCUGAGGAAGCUGAGAACAUGAAGGAGCUUGCAGAGGAAGCUGCCAGACUCAAUGUGGAAGCCCAAGAGGCUGCACACAUGAGACAAAUCGCUGAAUCUGACCUCUCCCAACAGAGGGCACUUGCAGAGAAGAUGCUAAAGGAGAAGAUGCUUGCCAUUCAGGAAGCAUGUAAACUGAAAGCAGAGGCUGAGAUGCUCCAAAGACAGAAGGACCUGGCUCAAGAGCAGGCCCAGAAGCUGCUUGAGGAUAAACAACUGAUGCAGCAGCGUCUUGAGGAAGAGACUGAGGGCUUCCAGAAAUCCUUGGAAGCUGAGCGCAGGAGACAGCUGGAGAUCACAGCCGAAGCUGAAAACCUCAAAGUGAAAGUGUCCCAACUUAGUGAUGCUCAGUCCAAAGCAGAGAAUGAGGCCAAGAAAUUCAAGAAGCAAGCAGAUGAGAUCAGUGCCCGUCUUCAUCAGACAGAGCUAGCGACUAAAGAAAAAUUUACCUUUGUGGAGACACAGAGACUGAGCAGCAACAACGAGGCUGAUGAGCUACGCAAAGCCAUCGCUGAUCUAGAAAAGGAGAAGGCCAAACUGAAAAAGGAGGCUGAAGACCUACAGAAUAACUCUAAAGAGAUGGUCAAUGCUCAGCAGAAACAAAUCCAACGCGAGAAGACAGUACUCCAGCAGACGUUCGUCACAGAGAAGGCGGAACUGUUGAAGAAGGAGAAACAAAUUGAAGAGGAGAAGAAGAAGCUGGAGAACCAGUUUGAGGAGGAGGUCAAGAAGGCCAAGGCCCUCAAAGAAGAACAGGACCGCCAGAGGAAACAAAUGGAGCAGGAGAAGGAUAAACUUCAGGCUACCAUGGAUGCUGCCCUCAACAAACAAAAAGAGGCCGAGAAAGAAAUGCUCAACAAGCAAAAAGAGAUGCAGGAGCUUGAAAGGAAAAGACUUGAACAGGAAAAGCUGCUUGGCGAGGAGAACAAGAAACUUCGUGAGAAACUGCAGCAGCUCGAGGUCGCCCAUAAAGAGCCCGUCUCCCACACCAGAGAAAUCGAUAUCCAGACUGACGAUGUGCCUGAGGAUGAACUGAUCCAUAUGACCAUGGUGGAGACAACAAAGCAGGUUAUCAAUGGCCAAAGUGUUGGGAACGAGGUUGACAGUAAGAAGGAUGCAUUUUCUUUUGAUGGCAUCCGCGAGAAAGUACCUGCACGCAGACUUUAUGAAGUUGGCCUUUUGACAAAAAAGGAGUUCGAUAAGCUGAAGAAAGGCAAAGCCACUGUGCAAGACCUCAGCCAAACUGACAAGUUAAGAACAAUUCUGCAGGGCAAGAACUGUAUAGGGGGUGUCUUGACACAGUCUAAUCAGAAAAUGGCAAUAUAUCAAGCUAUGAAAGAAAAGAAAAUUACUCCUGGCUGGGCUUUGAUCCUCCUGGAGGCACAGGCAGCAUCUGGCUAUGUAAUAGACCCAGUUAAAAACAAGAAACUCUCUGUCAGUGAGGCUGUGAAGGAAGGCCUGAUCGGACCUGAACUGCACAACACAAUGCUGUCUGCUGAGAGAGCUGUCACUGGUUACAAAGACCCUUACACCGGUAACACGAUCUCACUCUUUGAAGCUAUGAAGAAGGGCUUGAUUGACAGAGACCAUGCCAUUAGGCAGCUUGAGGCUCAGGUAGCGACUGGUGGACUCAUUGACCCCAUAAACAGCCACCGUGUGCCCAUCGAGACUGCAUACAAACAGGGGCAGUUUGACACAGAGAUGAACAAGAUACUGGAGGACCCUUCGGAUGACACCAAGGGAUUCUUUGAUCCUAACACCCAGGAGAACUUAACAUACUUUCAGCUAAUGCAGAGAUGCAACACAGAUCCGGAGACAGGACUACUGCUCCUGCCCAUCACUGACAAGGCUGCUCUGAGCACGUCAACCUACACAGAGCAGGAGACCAAGGAUGUGUUCAGCAAGACGACUGUCUCUGUGCCAUUUGGAAAAUUCAAAGGGAAGACUGUAACUAUCUGGGAAAUCAUCAAUUCUGAGUACUUUACCGAGGACCAGAGAAAGGACCUUAUUCGUCAGUACAAGACAGGAAAGAUCACAGUGGAAAAAAUCAUCAAGAUUGUUAUCACUAUGGCAGAGGAAAAGGACAAAAAGAAUGAAAUCGCCUUUGAGGGUCUGAGGGGAACAGUCCUUGCUACUGAACUACUGGAGUCCAAGAUAAUCGACAAAGACCUCUACAACAAGCUGCACACAGGCAAUAAAACAAUCAAAGAGGUGUCUGAAAUGGAGCCUGUUCAGAAAUCCUUGAAGGGUACAAACUGCAUUGCAGGUGUAGUUAUUGACUCAACUAAGGAGACUAUGUCUUUCUAUCAAGCCAUGAAGAAGGAUAUGAUGAGGGUAGGGCCUGCUUUAACUCUCCUGGAAGCACAAGCAGGAACAGGAUUUGUUGUUGAUCCUCUAAAGAAUCAGAAGUACACUGUUGAUGAAGCUGUGAAAGCAACUGUCAUUGGUCCUGAGCUGCAUGAAAAAUUACUGUCAGCUGAAAGAGGUGUUACAGGCUACAAAGAUCCUUACACGGGAAAGACUGUGUCUUUGUUCGAAGCAAUGAAGAAAGAACUCAUUCCAAAGGAUCAGGGCAUCAGACUCCUAGACGCGCAGCUUGCAACAGGAGGCAUCAUUGAUCCAGUGAAAAGCCACCGCAUCCCACAUGAUGUUGCCUGUAAACGAGGCUUCUUUGAUGAUGAAAUGAACCAGAUUCUGAAAAAUCCAACUGAUGAUGUUAAAGGCUACUUUGACCCCAACACACAGGAAAAUGUUACAUACUCACAGCUAUACAAGAGAUGUGUCACUGACAAGAAAUCUGGCCUUCAGCUUCUACCUCUGUCUGAGCAAGCAAUCAAUGCGAAGGAAGAACAUGCAUACACAGAGGUCCAAACCAAAGAGGCCAUGAGCCAAGCAACAAUGGAGCUGCAGUCUGGUCCACUCAAAGGGAAGAAACUCACUAUCUGGGAAAUGAUCCACUCUGAAUAUAUUACAGAGGAACAGAGAAUUGAACUGAUGAGGCAGUAUAGGUCUGGGACGAUUACAAUAGAAAAGAUCAUCACGAUUGUGAUCACCAUUGUAAACGAGAAAGAGGCUAAGAAACAAGAGCAAGACAGCUUCAAAGGGCUUAGAGCACCUGUCUCUGCCAAGUCACUGUUUGAUUCCAAAAUCAUUGACAAAGCUACGUUUGACAUGCUCCAACAAGGCAAAAAGACACCUACACAGGUCAGCGAAAAUGUCAAUGUAAGCAAGUACCUGCAGGGCUCUGACAGUAUUGCUGGUGUCUACCUUGAACCGACAAAGGAGAAGAUCAGCAUCUAUCAAGCUAUGAAGAAAAAUCUUCUGAGACACAACACUGGCCUGUCACUUCUAGAGGCCCAAGCUGCCACAGGGUUCAUUAUAGAUCCAGUGAAGAACCAGUACCUGUCAGUGGAUGAUGCCGUUAAAGCAGGCAUUGUCGGCCCUGAGCUACAUGAGAAACUGCUUGCUGCUGAAAAAGCGGUCACUGGUUACAAAGAUCCCUUCACAGGCAAAACAAUCUCUCUCUUCCAAGCAAUGGAAAAAGAUCUCAUCAUUAAGGAGCAUGUCAUGCCACUCAUGGAGGCCCAACUGAGUUCAGGAGGAAUCAUUGAUCCUGUGAACAGCCACCGCGUUCCUAUUGACGUUGCCUAUCAGAAGAGCCUUUUCAGCAAAGAAAUGACACACACCUUCUCAGAACCAUCUGACAAUAACAAAGCUUUCUCAGACCCAAAUUCAGAUGAAAAAGUAACAUACAAACAGCUGAAAGAGAAGUGCACUAGAGAUCCUGAUUCAGGCAUGAACCUUUUACCACUUUCCAAGCCACAGGCCCCUACUGUGGUGGAGAAGACAUACCUCUACACGGAGGAACAGACGCAGAAUGACCUGACCACAACCAAAAUUGACCUCCCCAGUUCACUUGAGUCCCUUGCUGGAGGCUCAAAAAGUCUCUGGGACAUCAUGAACUCAAAUCUACUUCCUGAGCAAGAGAGAAAGAAGCUGAUGGAGGAGUAUCGCUCAGGCAGUAUCACUAAAGAGCGCAUGAUCAUCAUCAUUAUUGAGAUUAUGGAGCAGAGAGAGAUCAUCAGAGGUGAAACUGUUAAGUCCUGCAACACAAUCAGACGUAGGGUCACUAUCGAGGAGCUCUACAAUUCCCGUAUCAUUGACCUGGAGACAUUCAACCUGCUGAAGCAAGACAAAAGAAACAUCCGUGACAUUAUGGAGAUGCAGAGUGUGAAGCAGUAUCUGUUUGGCACGGGUUGCGUUGCUGGUGUUAUGUCUGACUCCACUUCCAAGAUGAGCAUUUAUUCGGCGAUGAAGAGAGGGUUCUUGAAGCCUGAAAUUGCCCUUAGUCUCCUGGAAGCACAAGCAGCAACAGGAUUCAUAAUUGAUCCUGUCAGAAACGAGACACUCACUGUUGAUGAGGCUGUCCGCAAGGGUGUGGUCGGCCCUGAGAUCCACGACAGACUUCUGUCAGCUGAGAGAGCGGUCACAGGCUACAAGGACCCUUACAGUGGCAAAAUCAUAUCUCUCUUCCAAGCAAUGAAAAAGGACCUUGUUCUGGAGGAUUAUGCUCUGAAAAUGUUGGAGGCUCAGACUGCCACAGGAGGCAUUAUGGAUCCGGAAUUCUACUUCCACCUCCCAGCAGACAUUGCCACACAGAGAGGAUACAUCAACAAGGAAACAAAUGAAAGGCUUGCUGAUGACGUAAAGGGAUUUGUUGACCCUGUCACUGAGGAGAAACUUUCUUAUGCCCAAUUACUCAAGAGGUGCAAGAUUGACCCUACCAAUGGGAUGCGCUUGCUGUCACUGGGAGACAAGAGACUGAUGUUCAAAGGUCUUAGAAAACAGAUCACCAUAGAGGAGAUGUUACGCUCUCAGAUCAUCGACCAACAGACAGUCAAUGAGCUGAAUGAAGGACUGAUUUCAGUGGAAGAGGUUAGCCGUAGACUCCAAAAAUACCUUGAGGGCACAAGCUGUAUCGCUGGUGUUUAUGUAGAGGGAACUAAUGACCGUCUAUCAAUCUACCAAGCCAUGAAAAAGAACAUGAUCAGACCAGGAACUGCCUUUGAACUGCUUGAGGCUCAGGCUGCCUCAGGCUAUGUAAUUGACCCAAUCAAAAAUCUCAAACUUACUGUCAAUGAAUCUGUCAAGAUGGGAAUAGUGGGGCCAGAAUUCAAAGACAAACUUCUCUCUGCUGAGCGUGCCGUGACAGGUUACAGAGACCCCUAUUCCGGCAAGACAAUCUCUCUGUUCCAGGCCAUGAAGAAGGGGCUCAUCUUAAAAGACCAUGGAAUACGUCUCCUUGAGGCUCAGAUUGCCACUGGCGGAAUCAUUGACCCAGAGGAGAGUCAUCGCUUGCCAGUGGAGGUGGCCUACAACCGUGGCCUCUUCGACGAGGAAAUGAAUGAGAUUCUCACAGAUCCAUCAGAUGACACCAAGGGUUUCUUCGAUCCCAACACUGAGGAGAACCUGACCUACCUCGGGCUAAUGGAGAGGUGCAUCACUGACCCAGCUACUGGCCUUGUCCUCCUGCUCCUGAAGGAGAAGAAGCGCGAGAGAAAGACCUCCUCCAAAUCCUCUGUUCGCAAACGCCGAGUAGUCAUCGUGGACCCAGAUUCAGGCAAAGAGAUGACUGUCUAUGAGGCAUUUAGAAAGCAGCUCAUUGACCAUCAGACCUACCUAGAGCUUUCUGAGCAGGAGUGUGAGUGGGAAGAGAUCACGCAGACAUCCUCUGAUGGCGUUGUCAAGUCAAUGAUCAUCGACAGACGGUCAGGAAGACAGUAUGACAUUGAUGACGCCCUCGCACGAGGCCUCAUCGACCAGACUUCACUUAGUACAUACCGCUCCGGAAACCUGUCAAUCACUGAGUUUGCUGACAUGCUGUCUGGAAACAUGGGUGGCUUCCGCUCCCGGUCAUCCUCUUUUGGUUCCACCUCGGGUUCCACCUCAUCAUCAUACAAUGCCAUGAGCCCCAUACCCUCCAUUAGACCCCCUGCAAUCAUUUGGAAUGACCCCACAGAGGAGACUGGCCCUGUAGCCGGAAUCCUGGAUACAGACACUUUGGAGAAGGUGUCAGUCACAGAGGCCAUGCACAGGAACCUUGUGGACAAUAUCACAGGCCAAAGAUUACUUGAGGCACAAGCCUGCACAGGGGGCAUAAUCGACCCGACUACUGGGGAACGAUUCGCUGUUACUGAGGCAACCGAGAAAGGACUUGUGGACAAGGUGAUGGUGGACCGUAUCAACCUGGCUCACAAAGCUUUCAAUGGAUUUGAGGACCCAAGAACCAAAGUGAAGAUGUCUGCCUCCCAAGCUCUAAAGAAAGGCUGGCUGUAUUAUGAAGCUGGGCAACGUUUUCUGGAAGUCCAAUACCUUACGGGGGGGCUGAUUGAACCGGAUGUUGAGGGCAGAGUCUCACUGGACGAAUCCAUCAGAAAGGGCACAAUUGAUGCUCGCACUGCUCAGAAGCUGAGAGAUGUGAGUGCUUACUCCAAAUACCUGACGUGUCCCAAAACCAAACUAAAAAUCUCCUACAAAGAUGCCAUGGAUAGAAGCAUGGUUGAGGAAGGAUCUGGCCUGCGACUGCUGGAGGCCUCCUCACAGUCAAGCAAAGGGCUGUACAGCCCAUACAAUGCCAGCAAUUCUGGGUCUGCUGCUGGCUCCAGGUCUGGGUCCAGGACUGGAUCCAGAACAGGAUCCAGAAGAGGCAGCUUUGAUGCCACAGGUUCCGGUUUCACCAUGAACUUCUCAUCCUCUUCCUACACCAGCUCCAGCAGUUACGGUGGCCGCAAAUAUGAUGCAGGACCUCAUAAUGGGCUCAACAUGGAUGAGCUAGUUCAAGCCCUUACGGCUCUAGCAAUGAUCAGGCCAUGCAGCUCAGAAGAACAACGAGCCUUCCCCAUGAUGAUACCAAUGCAUAUCACGGUUGCAGAAGAAAGGGGGAGUGUGUAUGGAUUGGCAACACUCAUAUCCAAGGAACAGAGCUCUAGGCGGGAGUCAGAGGAGUGGAGCCAAUGGCAGGGGGAGUUCAGAGGUCAAAUCCGAGCCCUGCGACACUGGCUGAAGAGCAUGGAGAUGAGGCUACCUCCUCUGGACCAUAUGCUGCAGCCUCAGGUGUAUCAGGACAAGAUUCAGCCCCCUGAACAGCUUUCACAAGUGCUGCAGAGACUGCUGUACAGGGGAGGCACUCCCUUCUUUGAAAGUGAUGAUGGCUGGCUUCCUAUCCUCAAGAUCACUGAUCUCAGCUGUUUUGUGCAGUGUGCUCAGGAGGACCACAUUUUUGUUCCUCUUUGGGAGCAACACCCCUCCCUCGGACAAACCCCUCAGGACCAACCCCUCCCCCACCCCCACGGUCACCACCAUCAGUACUCUGGACAAUGCCUGGCAAGGCACCCCUCCCCUAUCAAGACAUCCAGGAACAGCACCCUGACCAGGAAGGCCGUGGUCCAAGAGAUCCCCCAUGGGAGAUCCCCUCUAGCCCAGCCUGGCUCAGUCCCAGGCUCAGCGGAGAGGAGGGCCAGCUUCCAGAGGAGAGACUCCAGAGAAGGAAGUCUCCAGAGGAGAGACUCUAGAGAGGGCAGCCCCUGGUCCUGGAAGACCUUGGCCUCCCACGAGGUCACGGAGGUGACGGAAGUGACAGAGACAGUUGUGACAGAAAUUGUGGAGGUGACGGAGUACCCUUCUGGAGAGAAGGGCGGAGAUCCCAUAGUCACCAGGACUGUUAGGGUUCUGACUGGAGCAGCUGAGGAACUCGCUGAGCUGCAUAGCGACGGACAUUCUAGUUCAGACCAAGAUUCCAGCCUGGACCGUUGGAGGGGAAUGAGAUCUGCCUUGAGUCUGAGAGAUGAUUUUGCAGAUUCUGAAACGUUCCAUCAAUCCCUGGAAGCACUGUUGACCUGGGUCUGUGAGAUAGAGGAGCUGACAGCCAAUCAGAAGCCUCAAUCUUCAGAGGUCAAAGUGGUGAAAGCACAGCUACAAGAGCAGAAGCUCCUGCAGCGCCUCCUGGAGGACCGGAGGCAGAGUAUGGAGACCAUGAUGCUGGAGGGCCCUCAUAUGGCCGAGGCCUUCCCAGGCAAGGAGGGGGAGCAGGCCAGGGUCCAGCUUUCCACGCUCAGACACAAAUGGGAGGCCUUACUGGUAGAUGCAGUGAACAGGCGGGGCAGUCUGGAGCUCAUCCUGCCCAGGGCCAAGCUCUUCCAGGAGAGGGUGGACAGCCUGCAGCAAUGGCUCAUCUCUGUGGAGCAGGACCUGGCCGAGCUACGCAAUGCUGAGAGGGAAAUGCUACACCUCCCCGAGGGUACGGAGAAAGCUAAGGCUGUGGUGGAAGAGAUCAAGGCGAAAAACGCUGACUUGGUGAAAAUUCAACAGAGCGGUCAUGAUCUCAAGGAGAUGAUUUCAGAGGAGGAAGCCCAGCAGGUGCAGGAGCGUGUGGACAGCCUGAGGAUACGCUGCUCGGUGUUGAGCCUGACCAGUGGCGACGUGCUGCAGAGACUGGAGCAGGCCCUGGAGGCAUCCAGCCGCUGCACCUCCAGCCAGGAAGACCUCCACCUGUGGCUGGGCCGCAUCGAGAGAGAACUGCUGGGGCCUGCUGGGGGGCAGACUGGGGGUGGAGACACGGUGCUCUGUGCUGCAGAGAGACAGAGGUUGGAGCAGGCUGUGGUGAAGGAGAUGGCCUGGUUCAGAGACACUGCCCUGAGCCUGGAGCAACUCAAAGCUAUUACUCUGGAGCCUGAGCAUAUCUCUGCCCAACUCUAUGAACAGAAGAUCCUUGCGGUGGAGAUUCUGCAACACAAGUUCAACAUUGAGAAGAUGGUGAAGAUCGCUGAAAUCUUGCAGACAUACGGUGAUGAAGGGGAAAUAGGGGACCUGCAGAUCCCGUUGGAUGCCUUACAGGAACAAUGCAACACCACGUCAGCCACCAACUCCCAUGUGGUCCUGCAGCUGGAGCAUGCCCAGUCCCUCUUGGUCCAGUUCACUCAGGGCCUUGCUGAGGUGUCACCGUGGCUACAGGAAACCCAAGCGCUCAUUGGCCAGCUCUCCCUGAGCACCAUUAGCUACAAGGCAUUCCGAGAACAACAGGACCUCUUACAGGGCCUAAGGGAGUCCAUAGCAGAGCAUAGACCUCUGAUAGCACGGCUGUGCUCGCUGGGGAAACGUCUGUCAGAGCUUAGUCCCGCCCAGGGGGAGGAGUUAUGUCAUAGCGCCACAGAGCUUAAGGAGCAGCACAGGGCCAUCAGGGACAGGGUCAGAGAGGCUGCCAAUCUACUGGAAGAGUCCCUGCCCAGAUACACACAGUUGAAUGAGAGGAUGACGCUGAUUAGAGAGAGUCUGGAUGGUCUGCUUGGUCACAUGCAGUCCCCAGCCUCUCUGCAGGGUCAGACCCCACGCAUCCAGGAGCAGCUACAGGACAACAAGCACACUCUGGCUGAGCUCUCCAAGCUGGAACUGGGCCUAGGGAGUAUAGGGACCCAGGCUGAUGAGCUCCUGGCCAACACACAGGCAGCUGGGGACGCCUCCAUCGGUACAGCAAUCCAGGAGCGGGUGUCCAGCCUGACUCAGCUGUGGGAGGAGGCUCAGAGGCAGGCUCAGGAGAGAGAUGGCUGGCUGCUCAACCUGCUGGACCUGGCUCUCAAGUUCUGGAGUGAUGUUAGUGAUGCGACGGCCGGCCUGUACGAUGCCCAACAGGCUGUCCUGGACCUGAACGCCAGCAGGACAGACUCAGAGACCAUCCGCCAGAGCCUGGAGACUAUGCAGACACUCAGGGAGGACAUCGACAGUCUACAGGGGGACCUGGACACGCUUGGCAUUCUGGGAAUGGACCUGAUGUCAGCAUGUGGGGAUACAGACAAACCUGAUGUCACCAAGAGCUUAGAUGAGCUCUACUGCACAUGGAACAACCUGAGUAAACUCUGGAGUGAGUGUCACAAAACACUGGAGGAAUCUUUACAGAUGGCUCUACAUUACCAGGACACCAUGCAGGGGCUUUUCGAGUGGCUCAAGUCAGCAGAGCUGAGAUCCACAGAGGAGUUCUUGGUAGGAACUGACCUGGAGUCAGUCAAAGAGCAGCUGUGUGAUCUCAAGGAGUUUAAACGGGAGCUAUACCAGAAGAAGAUCGAGAUGGAGAGCCUGAACCACCGCUUUGUGUGCAGGCUGUCUCCAGGCUCUGAGCGUCCCGGAUCUGUCUCUCCCCUGUGUGACUUCAGACAGCGCUGGGACAGCCUGGAGGCAGAGACUGUCAGCAGACAGCAUCAGCUGGAGUGUUCCCUGCUGGGUCUGGGUCAGUUCCAGAACACUCUGGAUGAGCUGCACACCUGGCUCUCCCACACAGCCGACCUCCUCCAGAGCAGUCGGCCAAUCAGCAUCGACCUGCAGGCAUGCGAGAUAGAGCUGGCCAAACACAAGGUGCUGCGUAAUGACGUCAUGUCCCACGUGCGUACGGUGGAGUCUUUGAACCAGGCGGGACGGGGCCUAUUGGAUGUGGGGACUGGGGACAGCCCUCACGGUCUGCACCCACAGCUGGAGCAGCUGAAUGAACGCUGGGAGUUUGUCCGCUGUGAGACAGAGCGCAGACAGCUGGAGCUGGAGAACAACCUCAGUCAGGUCCAAGAUGUUACAAUGGAGAUCCAGGAUCUUCUUCAGUGGUUGGAGAACACAGACCUGAGGCUGUCCUCCAGUAAGACAGUGUGGGGGAUGCCUGACUUUGCCAGCGAGAGGCUCAACGCACAUCUGGAGCUGUGUAACGAGAUGGACUCCAAGCUCCAUGCCUACACAGACGUGAGGAACGCCAUCCGCAGGAUGUUGGAGAGCGGCAACGUGACCCGGGGCUCCAGCACGGAACACAGCCUCUGUAUCCUGGAGCAGAAGUGGACUACCGUCUAUGGGAAAGUACAGGACCGCAAGGCUAAGCUAACCGAAGGGUUGAGCCUGGCAAAGGAGUUCCACUGUAAUGUCCAGGAGCUGCUGACCAGGAUGACCAAGUAUGAGGAGGCCAUAGGAGACCUGCCUGCCCCCAGCUUCAUCCUGGACACAGUCUGUGGCCAGCUUCAAGAACACCGGACUCUGGUGAGUGAGGUGAACUGCUACGGUGAGAAGAAGACAGUGGUGGAGACUUCAGGCUCCAGGCUGACCGAGCUGAGCAGGAAGGAGGACUGUGACGUGGUUCACAACCUGAUCAUGACCGUACAGGACCGCUACAGGAAACUUCACCAGUGCACCACAGAGAGGGGCCGAACACUAGAGGACGUCAAGAAGAAUGCAAAACAGUUCAGUGAAUCUUGGCGCCUUCUAGUGGACUGGAUGACUGAGGUGGAGCAGACGCUGGACACACAUAAAGAGAUCGCCGCGGACCACGAGGAAAUUAAACUGCAGCUCACCGAACAGAAGGACUUCCAGAAGCUUCUGCGCUCGAAGCGACCUAUGUACGAGGCCACUCUAAAGAGUGGGCGGGGCCUCCAUGAGAGGUCUCAGAGCGCCCAGGACAGACAGCACCUGGAGAACCUGCUCUCUGAGCUCCGGGACUCAUGGGAUACCAUCAGUGGCAAAUCCAUGGAAAGGCAACACAAACUGGAGGAGGCACUGCUGUUUUCAGGCAGAUUCACAGACGCCCUUCAAGCCUUGAAUGACUGGUUAUACAGAGCAGAGCCACAGCUGGCUGAAGACGUACCUGUCAGUGGGGAAAAAGACAUGGUCAACAAUCUGAUCGACAAGCACAAGGUGUUCCAGAAGGAGUUGGGGAAGCGAGCCGGGUGCAUUAGGACCCUGAAGCGCUCGGUGAGGGACCUGACCAGGAGCAGCACUGCUGAUGCCCAUUGGUUGCAGGAGCAGAUGGACGAAUUGGAGGGACGCUGGGAGGAUGUGUGCAAACUGUCCGUAUCCAAGCAGGCCAGGCUGGAGGCAGCCCUUCAACAGGCUGAGAAGUUUGACAGGCUGGUCCACUCCUUCCUGGAACAUCUGGCGGAGGCAGAGAGGGUGCUGAAGUACGGGGUCAUCCCUGAGGAGGAGGAAGCUCUGCUGGCCUUUCGCAAACAACAUAAGGAGUCAAUCACUUCCCUGAGCUUCCAGGAAAUGGAGCUAGAGAGCAUCCAGUGUCUGAGUGAGGAAAUCCUGUCCUCCUGUCACCCAGACUCCAUCAUCACACUCAAGUCCUGGAUCAGCGUCACCAAGACCCGCUACGAAGAGGUGCAGACUUGGGCCCAGCAGCAGGGCCAGAGGAUCCAGGCCAGCCUGUCUGCUCUGGAGGAUGAGCGGGAGAAUCUGCAGCGCCUACUGGACUGGAUCUCAUCCGCCGAGGAGGCCCUCGACCUCAGAGACCAGGAGCCACCGGCUGAGAGCAUAGAACACAACCAGGAACUCAUCGUCCAACACAUGUUAUUCAUGGAGGAGCUGAACCGAAAACUACCAGAUGUAGAACAUGCCACAAAAUCCUGCAAACAGAAGCUGAUCCCCAAACAGCAGGCUUCGCCGUGCCGCAAGGCACUGACAAAGAGGAGGAGCACUCUGAAACUCCAGCCUAUAGUAAUCCCUCUCCCCCUGGAGAACCUGAACCCUCAGACCCCUCAGCUGAGUCAGCUGGUCAGCCACUGGCAGAAACUCUGGCUCCUGGCUCUGGCCAGACAGGGCCGCCUAGAGCAGCACGAGCAGAGACUCCAAGAGAUGGAGGAAUUUGCAAACUUUGACUUCAACGUCUGGCGAAAGCGCUACAUGCAGUGGAUCAGCCACCUCAAGUCUCGGAUCCUAGAUGUGUUCCGAAACAUCGACAGGGACCAGGAUGGACGAAUCAGCAAGAAGGAGUUGAUCGACAACGUCCUGGCAUCCAAAUUCCCCACCAACUCCCUGGAGAUGAAUGCAGUGGCCAAUAUCUUUGACAUGAAUGGGGACGGCUUCAUUGACUACUACGAGUUUGUGAGCGCCCUCCAUCCCAGCCGGGAUCCCUACAGGAGGACGCUAGAUGCAGAUCAGAUCAACGAGGAGGUGAGUCGACAGGUGUCUCAGUGCAACUGUCCCAAGAGGUUCCAGGUGGAGCAGAUCAGUGCCAACCGCUACAGGUUUGGGGAUUCCCAACAGUUGCGGAUGGUGCGUAUCCUGCGCAGUACCCUGAUGGUACGAGUGGGAGGAGGUUGGACAGCACUUGAUGAAUUCCUGGUCAAGAAUGACCCUUGUAGAGUGAAAGGUCGGACGAACCUAAAGAUAAAGGAGAAGUAUUUAUUCGACAACUCCCAGAAAGGAGGCUCGUCUAAAACCCUGACGGUCAGCAGGUCCAACUCCAGCCUGAGUCUCUACAGCAGCGCCUCGGCUCCAAGCAGCCCCCUAACACGCAAAGCCUUACUGCGGAGGAGUCUCUCAGGCGACCGCUGCAUCCGGCCCAGGAGCUCCAUAGCUGCUCUGGGGUCAGAUCUACAGUUCUCCACUGCGGAUGAGGAUUCUCUUUCGCAAUCAGAGGAAGCUGAAAGACUGCCCACAUGAUGAGGAAGGUAUGUCAAUGCGCAUCAUGUGAACGCUACAGUGAUGAGCUCCACUACAGCCUUGGGGUCCAGAGAGAGAGAGAGAGAGACCAACAAGACAAGGCCUCAGUCACAAGCCCAUAGACUGCCACUAAGGGGAACUCCACAAUCUUCAGAAGUGAUACAAAAAGGCCUGAUUCUCAAUUGGAAACUGUGUUUGUAUGCUCUGUGAAGAGCCUCUGAUUGUUCAGCUUGGGAUAUGGACAUGACCUCUGACCUAAACCUGGACAUAUCCCACUACACUCCUCUCUGAGUCAUUGUAUUGAUAUAGUCGUCAUUUCGAUCAUCUAUAUCAAUAUGCAACUUCAACACUGGUUUUCCGAAUAUGAUAGAGUCCGAGGAUAGAGAUACUGGAACAGUCUGCACGGAUACACAUUGCAUAACGGUUAUCAGUAUAGAUUACAAUCUAGCUUCAAUAUUUGUUUCACCCUGUGCCCUUAUAAUGAUGUCAGGGCAGGCUGCGAUCAAGCAACGAUGUGGCCUGAAGCUAAAUCACAAAACUCCACAAGAACAAACACGUGUAUGAGCAGAAACUGGAUUUUCAUUUUUGAAGCUAUAUAAAGUCAGGAUUUCAUCAGCGGCUGUCAUAAUUAGUCCCUUUAUGUUACUGUGUGUAGUGCAUUUCUCCUUUUAAAUAAGUGUGUCUGUAAAAUACGCUCACAUGCAAAUACGUGAAGGUGUGCUAGUAUGCCCUGUGUUUAGUAACAAGACACAGACCGUCCAAAAGAUGACUCCAAAAAACCUACACAGCCAAUGAAUGGUUCCAUCAUCUUUCACCGUGGUAAUUCUUUUUCCACGACAUAAUAGGAAACACUAGCUUGGUCCCAGAUCUGCUUGUACUGUUUCGCCAACAACGUCCAUAGUAGUUGGCAAGCGAGCACAAACAGAUCUGGGGCCAGGCUAAGGAAACACUGCUGGCGGGGCCCACAUUGCUAUUUCGUGUUUUCACUUUAACCUGAACUGAUGCUACACUGUUAAAGAUGUAUUUUUGACGUCCUGUUCAAGUAUUGUUUUAAAUGCUACAUUUUAAGAUAAAAAAAUGUAUGAAGAUGCGUCAUUAUUUUGUUGAGAUUAUUUUCUCAGGUUUGGUUUUGCCUUUUGAUGUUUAAAAAUUCAAUGUUUAAGUGGAACAUUACUGUGAUAUUGUAGAUGUACUUUUUUAUGUUACUGAAGGUUUUAUAUGGCAAGUUAUGUUCUUCACACAUUAACUUCUCCCCAUGAAAUGCACUUUUUAUUUACUGAACUACAGUCAGUGCAUCAGUUUGGUUCUGUAUGUGUGUGUGGUGACACAUUUUCUGAUUUCAUUCACUUAGCUUCAGUGUUUAGGACUAGAGAAAUAUACUGAUGUUUAUUUUUAUUUACGAUGAACAACUGUAUUUCUACAGGGUUUCACGGGGUGUGACCCUCCCAAAAUACAAAAGUGUAGUUCUCAAUGAGAUCUUGACUUUCUUUCUUCCAUUCGGGUCUUAAUACGGACUAUUUUAUGCAAACCAACAUAUUAAUUUACAGUUGAAGUCGGAAAUUUACAUAAACUCGUUUUUCAACCACUCCAAAAAUAUAUUUUAAACUAUAGUUUUGGCAAGUCUGUUAGGUCAUCGACUUUGUGCAUGACACAAGUCAUUUUUCCAACAAUUGUUUACAGACAGAUUAUUUCACUUAUUCACUGUAUCACAAUUCCAGAAGUUUACAUACACUAAGUUGACUGUGCCUUUAAUCAGCUUGGAAAAUUCCCAAAAAUGAUGUCAUGGCUUUAGAAGAAUCUAAUUGGCUAAUGUAUUUCAAGGCCUAUCUGCAAACUCAGUGCCUCUUCGCUUGAAAUCAUGGGAAAAUCAAAAUAAAUCAGCUUCAGUAAAUAUUUGUAGACCUCCACAAGUCUGGUUCAUCCUUGGGAGCAAUUUCCAAACGCCUGAAGGUACUACACUCCUCUGUACAAACAAUACGCAAGUUUAAACACCAUGGGACCACGCAGCCGCCAUACCGCUCAAGAAGGAGACGCAUUCUGUCUCGUAGAGAUGAACGUACUUUGGUGCGCAAAGUGAAAAUCAAUCCCAAAACAACAGCAAAUGACCUUGUGAAGAUGCUGGAGGAAACCGGUACAAAAGUAUCUAUAUCCACAGUAAAACAAGUCCUAUAUCGACAUAACCUGAAAGGCCACUCAGCAAGAAAGAAGUCACUGCUCCAAAACCACCAUAAAAAGCCUGACUACGGUUUGCAACUGCACAUGGGGACAAAGAUUGUCCCCUAGUCUGGCGAAACAAAAAUAGAAAUGUUUGGCCAUAAUGACCAUCGUUAUGUUUGGAGGAAAAAGGGGGAGGCUUGCAAGUUGAAGAACACCAUCCCAACCGUGACGCACGGGGGUGGCAGCAUCAUGUUGUGGGGGUGUUUUGCUGCAGGAGGGAUUGGUGCACUUCACAAAAUAGAUGCAUCAUGAGGAGGAAAAUUAUGUGGAUAUAUUGAAGCAACAUCUCAAGACAUCAGUCUGCUAUGCACCCCCAAGCUUGGUCGCAAAUGGAUCUUCCAAAUGGACAAGUACCCCAAGCAUACAUACUUUAUAUGUCUUAAUAAGGACAACAAAGUCAAGGUAUUGGAGUGGCCAUCACAAAUCCCUGACCUCAAUCCCAUAGAAAAUUUGUGGGCAGAACUGAAAAAGCUUGUGCGAGCAAGGGGGCCUACAAACCUGACUCAGUUCUGUCAGGAGGAAUGGGCCAAAAUUCACCCAACUUAUUGUGGGAAGCUUGUGGAAGGCUACCCGAAACGUUUGACCCAAUUGAAACAAUUUAAAGGCAAUGCUACCAAAUACUAAUUGAGUGUAUGUAAACUUCCGACCCACUGGGAAUGUGAUGAAAGAAAUUAAAUCUGAAAUAAUUAUUUCUCUCUACUAUUAUUCUGACAUUUCAUGUUCUUAAAAUAAAAUGGUGAUCCUAACUGACCCAA